GAGAUCAUUUUUCGCAUGGGCAUGCGCUCAGAGUUUCCCCAGGUUUUCCCUUGGUGGUUAGCAACAACAUCCAUCUCCAACAUGCUUGGUAAAUUGAUCGGUCAGAAAUAUUUUUCCAUCGCGAGAACAUGGGUUCCAACGUUGGCGGUGUGGGGUUCAGUUGGAGGGGUGGCAUUGGUACACUUCACUGACUGGCGCUUGAUCUUGGAUUAUGUACCGUACGUCAGCGGCAAAUUCAAGAACGAUGACUAGAGGCGUUUCUGUGGCUGAAGGUCAAUCUGUGCUUUCAGAGACAGGCCAAGAGAGAUGGAGAGAGUGUGAACAGACCAUCAGGCACCAGGACUCAACUCCACCCCAGGACAAAGAGAAGAGGAACACUGAUUUCACCUUUUUCAAUCAUUUUAAAUGGACUUUUCAUCCUGAUUUUGAAAUAACCGUGUUGUGCAUUUUGUCUUUUUUGGUAAUUGCUCAGCCAAUGGAAUGACAAGGAGGAAAUAGAAAUGCAUGUAUUGAGACAUUAACAUUGUAAUAUUUAUUCCCUUUUUGUUUGAUUGAAUUUUGUUGUCAUUUUAAAGCUUAGAGUGAAAUUCUACUUUUCGGGGUCAGUUAACUUAAGUGUUGGUUUUAACUGUUUGAUUUUCCAGAGCGAGGGCUAUGAAGUUAAAAUCAUACAGUCUCUGUUUUUCCCUUUGCUUUCGGUUCACUGUAUCAACCAUUAUCGUUUCAGUGUAGCCUGGUUACUAUUGGUAGUCUGUUUCUGCUUCUAAACUGUUGGCAUGACAAUGAUGUAGUUUAGUUCAACGCACAAACUUUUUGGUACCCGGCUUGUUUUCUUGGACCUCCUUUGUCCAACUUCUUAAUGAUCAUGAUGGUUGUUUUAAUCAAAUUAAGUGUACAAAAUUGUCUGGUAUUUUUCCCUAGCCAUUUGAAAUCUAUCCACAAUCUUGUGAUGAUAAUGGGGAAAAACAUUAAUAAAACGAGUAAUGUAACCUAGGUA
Molecule: messenger RNA, 997 nt
Organism: Salvelinus fontinalis (brook trout)
Lineage: Eukaryota; Metazoa; Chordata; Actinopteri; Salmoniformes; Salmonidae
Gene: uqcr11
Product: cytochrome b-c1 complex subunit 10
Exons: 3
Coding region: 16-252 (78 amino acids)
Biological process (GO): mitochondrial electron transport, ubiquinol to cytochrome c
Cellular component (GO): mitochondrial inner membrane
Source: RefSeq, a predicted model, not a curated record